Messenger RNA from Funneliformis mosseae, 1011 nucleotides. The record is from the annotation of a GenBank genome assembly. NCBI's taxonomy places the organism in Eukaryota, Fungi, Glomeromycota, Glomeromycetes, Glomerales, Glomeraceae.
AUGGAGUUAGCUAAAGAAAUAAUACAUUCGCCUAUGCUCAAGCAUAUGAAAUACACGUCUGUUAUAAAGAUUGAACCAUCACUUUCAGAUAAAUUAAGAAAGAAUAUUAAAAAUGUAUAUGAAAAAGUCAUCACCUUUUAUUGCAGAGAGAACGAAGUCUUAGGUUCAGAAAUACCUAUCGAUGGAUUGUUUAAUACAAGAGAAAAUGCAUUGCAUAUUGUAGUUAAAGCUAAUUAUGAUCAUGAUUAUUCAUUUAUCAUCAGAUCAAGUAGAUCUAGAGAAAAGGAAAGAAGAAGGAUCAGUGGGACAUAUGCUGGAAUAUGCUAUGGCAAAUCAAGACUCAUAAAAGAGUAUGCAAAUAAUGUUUAUACUUUAUACUUAAAUUUGGGUAUUGAUAGAAAAUGUUUUUCACACCCUUCUGCCAUUGCAAAAAACUUUAUCAAUUCAUUUGAAAAAUCUAACGAUCUGCAAGCUUGGUUUAACACUUUCUUGAAUCCUAUAAUAGUUAUUGCAAAUAUGUACGAAAUCAGACAAAGUCAAAGAAAACUAGAAUUAAUUAGGGAUAAUGCAGGUAUUAAUUUUGAGGAAAAUGAUAUUUAUGCUUGGGAUAAAGUCAUAAAUCUUAUAAAAGCAAAAAUACAAGGAGGUGGCAAAUUAUUAAUUAAGGGUAAAGAUUACGAAAAAAGGAAAAACCUUACAAAUGUAGCAAUACUUACUUCCUUGUAUUCUGUAAACAUUUUCCCAUCAGUACAUUUUGCUUUAAAUCUCAUUGGAGAAAUUAAAUUGAUAGACUUUUUAAAUGAAUUAUUAUUGAACUAUAGAAGCAUUUUAAAUAAUGAUAAUGAUGAAUAUAAUACUCUUAAAAAUGCCAUUACACCUAAAUAUGUUCUUGAAAAAAGUGAUUUAGCAGAAGUUAAUUCUCGUUAUCUUGCCAUGUAUUGGCUUAGAGCACAUGAAAAAGGAUUUAAAAAUUUGGAAGAGGAAUGGGGAACCACCCUUAGGUCUGAUUAG